AUGGCUGAAUUCGCGCCGUUCCCCAACCUUCCAGCUGAAAUCCGCAUCGCAGUCUGGGACCUCGUCCAGCCACCUCGCCGAAUCAUUGGCCAGGUGCCGUGCCGCGAAUGCUGGUCCGAGUGUUUCGCAUGGAGAAGAGGACGGGAUGCAAGCUGCUCCCGCCGGCGGCAGUGCGAGCAGAGGAACCACCCGGAUUGGCGCGUGAGAUACAUCGUCCACCCCAGGCGGGACGCCGUGUUUCCCUUGCUACACGCCUGCCGGGAGUCGCGGGCGGUCUGGCUCCCGCGGUUUCACAGGCCGGCGAGGCACUUGGUCUGCGAGACGGGCGUGCCGUCCCAGGACGAGGGGGACCCGACGACGACGACGCGCGUGAGGUUUGACGUGCCCUUUAUCAACUACGAGGCCGACAUCCUCACCGUCUUCGACGACUGGGCGUUUUCGGGGGCGCUCAACACGGUGGACCACAGGCCGCAGACGGAACAGAGCGAGCUCGACCCGUUUGCCGGCCUGCACCGGGACAGGAUACGGCACGCCGGCUUCUGCGAGUCGGCCGAGGAGCUGUGGUCGGGGCUGCUCAGCCUGGACGCGAGGACGCUGCCGCGGCUGCAGUCGCUCUCGCUCGUUCGGAUGGGACCGCUGCCCCCCGAGAGGAGCGGCCUGGCCGUCCUGCCCGCCCUCGGGGAGAUGUAUCCCGCGCUGUCCCAGGACAUGGACUGCGUGGUACGCGACGUCUUGUACCCCGGGGACUCGUACCACGCCUUCUUCCAUCACUGGCGCUCGCGGGACGAGCUCUUUGAGCCUCGCUCCGAGCUGCCCAUGUUCAGGGCCUUCCACCGGUUCUGGAAGGCGUUCCUGUGGCAUCUGCUCAACAGGGACGCCAAGAGGGGUUUCAGCAGAGACUACUCUAGCUGGUGGCCGUUUAUGGAAUACGUCGGCAGGUCGGGUAGUGUCUGCGUGCUCGACAAGGUGGACGGCUGCGGAGCCGGGGGCCACAGCCACGAGGACAUGCUCAACUGGACGCCGGCGUUCCAGUUGCAGUGCCAGCUGCUCUGCGAGAAGGGCGAAGCCGACGGUUUGAAGGCGUUGAGGGAGGCGAACGAGGGCAGGGUGGCUGGCAUUAGUGAGAGGGCGAGCUUGGAGAGGCUGCUGCCCGGUGAAUAUGUUUCCGGCUGGUGA
Molecule: messenger RNA, 1176 nt
Organism: Metarhizium acridum CQMa 102
Lineage: Eukaryota; Fungi; Ascomycota; Sordariomycetes; Hypocreales; Clavicipitaceae
Source: RefSeq, a predicted model, not a curated record